ACUGGGGUGGCUCGGGUCCCACCGUGCUCGCCCGAGUCACCGAUCCUCCACCCGCACACCCCUCCUUCCGCGGAAUAAAGGCAUCAUCUCCCCACCCCACCCCACCAGGGCCUGGGAAUGCGGUGCAGUUAGGUGGCGGGCCAGUAGGAGGCGGCUAGGCAGUCCUGGGGGCCCAGCGCGCCCUUGUCCCUAGGCUUCCCGGAACGUGCCGCGGAGAGCGAGCUGGUGAUUUCCCAAUGCUUUAACUUUGGCAGCUGCAAUCUCAUGAGCGUUUUCUACAUACCGACCCAGCAAAUUCUUUUCCAGAAGCACGGGGCCUCUGAAGGUCGGCUUUCCCAGCCUUGAAUGCUUAGCCGGAAGUAAGAACUGAAAGCUUCACACAGCGAUUGAAUAGCUAGUCCACCCUCCAUCGUGGCCCUUGAAAGCUUCUCGGACUGUUUAGUGAUGGUUCCCUGGCUGGUGACUCAAUAGACAAAGAAGAAAUGGAGGGAGAAGAGAAUUCCUAAGUGGGCAUUUGGUUUCCUGCCUCGUGACCAAGGUCCAGCAUCGUGUAGGUGGCUCUGGUAGGUCUGCUUCACAGCUCUUCAGAGCUGAGCCCAGAGGGAGGAGUGACUGUGCAAAGCCCCUCAAAGGCAGCCUGAGCAGUGGGAAAGUGCAGCUUCAGGGAACAGAGCCGAGCCCAGAUCCCACCGUCCUCAUCCGGGGAGCCCCAGUUGGCUGUGAGGCACCGAGACAUUUGGAAGAUGCUCAUGGUGGCAAUGUGCUUGGCCCUCCUGGGCUGUCUGCAGGCCCAGGAGUCCAAGGGACAUGUUUCCAUCAUCCUGCUGGGAGCCACCGGGGACCUAGCUAAGAAGUACCUGUGGCAGGGACUGUUUCAGCUGUACCUGGAUGAGGCUGGGAAGGGCCACAGCUUUAGCUUCCACGGUGCUGCCCUGACAGCCCCCCAGCAGGGCCAGAAGCUCAUGGACAAGGCCCUGGAGUCCCUCGCCUGCUCCAAGGACGUGACACCCAGCCACUGUGACGAACUCAAGGGCCAGUUUCUGCAGCUGAGUCAGUACCGUCAGCUGAAGACAGCCGAGGACUAUGAGACCCUGAACAGGGACAUCGAGACCCAGGUCCAGCGGGACGGGCUCUGGGAAGCUGGCAGGAUCUUCUACUUUUCUGUGCCGCCUUUUGCCUAUGCAGACAUUGCCCGCAACAUCAACAGCAGCUGCAGGCCGCGCCCAGGUGCCUGGCUACGCGUUGUUCUCGAAAAGCCCUUUGGCCACGAUCACCUCUCAGCCCAGCAGCUGGCUUCGGAACUUGGGAGCUUUUUCCAGGAAGAGGAGAUGUACCGGGUAGACCAUUACCUGGGCAAGCAGGCCGUGGCUCAGAUCCUGCCCUUCCGAGAUCAGAACCGCAAAGUCUUGGAUGGCCUCUGGAACAGGCACCACGUGGAGCGGGUGGAGAUUAUCAUGAAGGAGACCGUGGAUGCGGAAGGCCGAGCCAGUUUCUAUGAGGAGUACGGCGUCAUCCGCGACACGCUGCAGAACCAUCUGACUGAGAUCCUCACGCUGGUGGCCAUGGAGCUGCCCCACAACAUCAGCAGCUCGGCUGCCGUCCUGCAGCACAAGCUCCAGGCUUUCCAGGCCCUGAGGGGGCUGCAGAAGAGCAGCGCCAUCCUGGGCCAGUACCAGGCCUAUAGUGGGCAGGUGCGUCAGGAGCUGCAGAAGCCGGACAGUUUCCAGAGCCUGACGCCGACCUUCGCAGGUGUCCUCGUCCACAUCGACAACCUGCGCUGGGAGGGCGUUCCUUUCAUCCUGGUGUCUGGCAAGGCCUUGGACGAAAGAGUGGGCUACGUGCGGAUCUUGUUUAAGAACCGGGCGUACUGCGCCCAGAGCGAGAGGCACUGGGCGUCAGAGCAGAGCCGGUGUCUGCCCCAGCAGAUCGUCUUCUACAUCGGGCACGGCGAGCUGGGCCACCCCACCGUCCUGGUCAGCCAGAACCUCUUCAAGCCCUACCUGCCCACCCAGAGCUGGGAGGAGGUGCCGGACCAGCCCGGCCUCCGCCUCUUUGGCCGUCCUCUGUCUGACUACUAUGCCUACAGACCAGUGCGGGAGCAAGACGCCUACUCCACCCUCUUGUCACACAUCUUCCACUGCCGGAAGGAGUCCUUUAUCACCACCGAGAACCUGCUGGCCUCCUGGGUCUUCUGGACCCCCUUACUGGACAGCCUGGCCCUCGAAGUCCCACGGCUCUACCCGGGCGGAGCGGAGAACGGCCAUCUGCUGGAUUUUGAGUUCAGCGGUGGCCAGCUGUCCUUCUCCCAGCCAGAGGUGCUGAUGCCAGAGCUAGGGUCAGUCCCCAAACCCAGUGACUUCCAGGUCCUCAGGGCCCAGUACAGGGAGAGCCCACUGAUCACCGCCUGGCCAGAGGAGCUCAUCUCUAAGCUAGCCAGUGACAUUGAAGCCACCGCGGAACAGUCCGUCCGACGCUUUGGCACGUUCCACCUGGCGCUGUCAGGCGGGUCAAGCCCCAUAGCCCUCUUCCAGCAGCUGGCCACAGGGCACUACAGCUUCCCCUGGGCCCACACGCACCUGUGGCUGGUGGAUGAGCGCUGCGUCCCUCUCUCAGACCCGGAGUCCAACUUCCAGGGCCUGCAGGCUCACCUGCUGCAGCACGUCAGGGUGCCCUACUACAACAUUCACCCCAUGCCCGUGCACCUGCACCAGCGGCUUUGUGCCGAGGAGGACCAGGGCGCCCAGACCUAUGCCAGCGACAUCUCAGCCCUGGUGGCCAACAGCAGCUUCGACCUGGUGCUGCUGGGCAUGGGCACCGACGGGCACACGGCCUCCCUGUUCCCACAGUCGCCCACCGGCCUGGACGGCGACCAGCUGGUGGUGCUGACGGAGAGCCCGCUCAGGCCGCACCAGCGCAUGAGCCUCAGCCUGCCCCUCAUCAACCGCGCCAAGAAGGUAGCCGUCCUGGUCAUGGGGAGGACGAAGCGUGAGAUCACCAUGCUGGUUAGCCGUGUGGGUCACGAGCCUAAGAAGUGGCCCAUCUCCGGCGUGCUGCCCCUCUCCGGUCAGCUGGUUUGGUACAUGGAUUACGAGGCCUUUCUGGGAUGACAGGAGCUCACUGGCCUUAGUCGUCGCCCUCAAGCCUUUCUCUCACUCGCCCAGUGUGCCUUGCUGUCCGGAGCCUGGUGCCAGAGUCGGGCCCCAGAGAAGGGAGGACAGCACUCUGCCCCACUUCCUGGGCCCUGUGUAACCGUGGUGCCUCGACACAAAACCAGGCAGAACUCAGAUCUCUGCCGUGGUGAUGCCUCAAAAACCCAGACGGGAAAGAAGCUCUAACCCUCUGCCAGCUGCUUGCCAGUGUCUACAGCGCACAGUAUGACAGGGAGAAGGCUGCAAGUUGAAGAGCCAGCGUGGUGUGCGGAGACUGGCCGGCCAUCCUUGGACUGGUUUCUGUAGGAAGGGGGGCCAGGGUUGCUGGAGAAAAGGGUGCAGAUCCCCCGGGUGGAUGCAGUGCUCCGAGCCAGGCAAGAAGAGUAGAAAUGGUCCUGAGGUUCACCGGGCAGCCUGCCUCUUCUGGAAUGCCUUCAUCCCUCUGUGUAUCCGGCUGGUGUCUGGUCCUCCUUCAGGCAGCUGCUACCUGCUCUGUGCCCAACAGCCACUGUCCCCUUCAUUCCCCUGUAUACCGAGGAGGGACAGAAACAGACACUGCCACGUCGAAAGGCCCCCCCAUCCAAUCUAGACACCUGGGCUCCCCUCUCCCCGCUGAGAACUGUUCUGCUAUCGCUGGGCCAUGGGGUGUCUCUGAUCUAUAUAUAGAUAGGGCUCUUUGUCUGCUCCCGGGGAUGGGGUGACUACAGCUCACAGCCUCUCUCUAGGGUGUGUGUGGCCAAUUCCCAGCACUAGGGGGCAGGCUGGAGCUAGCUCUCAUCACACUACCUCUCUAGGGCUCCAAGCCUGGCGGCUGGUUCUCUCUUGCCUAACCCACCGCUAACCUGGUACCACUGGGAACAGAAUAGACAGCUCCUAACUCAGCGUCCUCCGGGGCCUCUGAAUUUUUACUUUUGGUUUUUCGAGACAGGGUUUCUCUGUGUUGUUUUGGAGCCUGUCCUGGAACCCGCUCUGUAGACCAGGCUGGUCUCGAACUCACAGAGAUCCGCCUGCCUCUGCCUCCCGAGUGCUGGGAUUAAAGGUGUGAGCCACCAACGCCCGGCUCAGUUUUUAUUUUUAAAAAGAAACCCAGCAGCAUAAAGCAAGCUUCACGGGGCACAUGCAGUUUUUGUCUCGGCCUUCUGUUUAGUCACCAGAACAAGGUAGGGCACAGAAGGGUCCCGGCCUCACAGCCACACUCUGUGUCAGUCGCACAGAGUCUCAGUGUCUUCCAGAAUUUUCCCAGAGAGGAGCAUCAGGAAAUUUGUUUCUGUCCUUUAGGUUGGUUGUACUUUCUCCCAGGCCGUGCGUGGAAAAGAACCUGUGCUUUCGCUAGAGAUGUGUGCACAGUGUGGCCUGAGCCGGGGCUCUGGGUGAAAGGCAUUCCUGUUAAAAUUCUGCCUACUCUGGCCUCCAGUGACCCAGACUGACAGAACUCCUCCUCCAUUGCAAAAGCGCCCACCGAAAGGACCCAUAAUGCCCUGGGAUCCUUUUCUGGCUGGCAUAGUGCAGGUGAGCUUCCACCUUUGGCCACGUGGGGGAGCCCACGCGCCACCACUCACAUUCCACCCAGGAGGCAAGCUUAGUGCCAAACGUCAUUUCUUUGUUUUAUGGUCUGCUGCUCUGGUUUCUUUGCCCCAGCGCAUUCUCAUCUGUUGUUUAAGGACUUGGCCCUCUGAGGUUUCAAAAUCAGAGAUUAAAGGGCCUUGAGUGCCUCGGGAGAGAGAGUGAACAGGCUUUGUGUCACCAUUCUGAAUAACAGUGAGUCACUGCCCAGCCUGAGCCUAGAAUGUCCUGUUCUUACCCAGAAGAAUGACUGAUCUAUGUGUGGGGAGUUGCACCGAGGAGGCCAGGGUGGGGAAAUACCGAAAGUUUCCUUUCCGGGAGCAGGCACUAAUAAAAUCGCAUUGGGAGGGCUGGCGGGAGACAUGGUUCUCUGGCGUGCACCUGUGCGUACCCUUUUCCCUUCUGCCCCGGGGUCAGGAAGGAGUGAUGCUCAGCGUCAGGACCCCCGAGGCUGCGGGCUGCUCUUCAGACCUUGUGGACCUGUCAUCCAUGGCAGACAAUGUGCCUUAUACCACCUGUGUCCCCAGUCUCGGGAAGGCGUCCUCAACCUCAGAACCCGGGACUCCCUCAAUUCUCCGUUUUUUCAUUAAAAAAAAAAAAAGAUUGUUGCCUGCAA
Molecule: messenger RNA, 5328 nt
Organism: Mesocricetus auratus (golden hamster)
Lineage: Eukaryota; Metazoa; Chordata; Mammalia; Rodentia; Cricetidae
Gene: H6pd
Product: hexose-6-phosphate dehydrogenase/glucose 1-dehydrogenase
Exons: 6
Coding region: 744-3107 (787 amino acids)
Biological process (GO): pentose-phosphate shunt; glucose metabolic process; pentose-phosphate shunt, oxidative branch
Cellular component (GO): endoplasmic reticulum
Molecular function (GO): NADP binding; glucose-6-phosphate dehydrogenase activity; 6-phosphogluconolactonase activity
Source: RefSeq, a predicted model, not a curated record